AUGACGUUCGUAUCCAUCGUCAACUCAUUUGGUAGGAUGAGUCUGCCACCCAUCUUUGGCACUCCCACCGCCAAUGUAUCAGCAUUCAAUACAUCAUCUUUUCCUACUACCAUCAGGCCAGAAAAUGGAGCGGGCGAGAGCGGCAGUCCGAAUAUUCCAUUCUCUGCGGGUGGCAUGAUGGACACCAUUCUCACAACCACUGGUCAUGUAUCGCCUCUGGCGCAACUCGUCGUCUUCUUUUAUAAGCUCCUAGGCACGCAAUUUGGCCUGGAUCCGUCAAUGGUGCUGGCCAUUGUGGGAUUCAUAUGGGGCGCAUUGAAGAUCGGGUCGCAGAUUCACGACUACACCCAGAGGUUCAUUGACGAUUAUCUCAUGUGCGCCAUGUACAUUUCCGAGGAUGACCACAUAUAUUUGCACCUGAUGAAAUGGCUAUCUCACCACCCCAGUAUCAGGAACAACCAGUACCUCAUGGCCCAGACCGUCUGGAAGAGCGCCUGGGAGGAAGAAGAAGAGCUGGAAGAUGCCUUGUUCUGGACAGAUGGUGGCGAAGUAGGCGGUGGCAAUAGGAUGUACCUGAACUUCGCCAACCAAGCAGCCAGAUCGAGUCCCAGGUUUGUCCCUGCUAUGGGCUCGACAGCAUUUUGGCACAAGGGGACGUAUUUUCGGGUUCACCGAAAAAAGGAAUCGUUCGUCAACACUCAUUCGUGGGGAGGCCCAAUGAAAGACCUAGAAGAGAUUAAGGUUUCCUGCUUUGGUCGUUCCACCGAUCCAAUCAAAGAGUUGCUCGCGGAUGCCAAAGCUCUUUAUUACAAUGACACGCGCCAAAAGACGACCAUAUAUCGUCCCAGAGUCAAGGAGCAACGAAGGGACCAUAACAUGUGGCAGCAAGUAGCACGACGGCCCGUUAGACCCAUGUCAACGGUUGUGCUCGACUCUGGCGAAAAGCAUGAUAUUCUGGCCGACGUCAACGAAUAUCUUCACCCCUGGACGCCGCGGUGGUAUGCUUCUCGGGGUAUUCCGCUGAGGCGGGGGUAUCUUUUCCAUGGCCCACCAGGAACGGGAAAAACGACCCUAUCCUUUGCGCUAGCGGGCGUGUUUGGCAUCGAUAUUUAUGUAAUUAGCCUGCAGGACGCCGGCGUCAACGAAGAAGAUCUAGCAUCACUGUUCACCAAGCUGCCCAGAAGGUGCAUUGUUCUUCUGGAGGACAUUGAUACCGCAGGGCUACGGCGAGAUCUUAGCUCUGAGAGUGACGACAAGACGGAGGAUAAAAAGAGCGAAGAAAAGGGCAAGAAGGACAAGAAAAAGAAGCACAAGAGUACGUCCGAUACCAGUGACGGUGAGUCGGAGAGCGAGGUUGAAGUAAAACCAAAGAAGAGAGCUUCCAGAAAGAAGGAUGCCAGCAAGAGGAACCCCGUAGCUGUGGACGGCAUAUCAUUAUCUGGCCUCCUCAAUGCCAUCGAUGGCGUUGCAUCUCACGAAGGCCGCGUCUUGAUUAUGACAACCAAUAAGCCUGAGGCUCUGGACGAGGCCUUGAUUCGCCCCGGCAGAGUCGACGUUCAGGUGAAAUUCCGCAAUGCCAGUAGCAUUCAAGCUGGAGAAUUAUUCCGUCGAAUGUACGAGGCAUCCCGUCAAAACGAGACAAGCAAGACGGCAAAUGCGGGUGAGCUUGAAGACAAGUCGAACGAGCAACCGGUGGCGAAACACGAUACCGAAGAGCUGGAGGGAAUCACAACCGAGGAGAUGAAGACGAUCUCAGAAGAGUUUGGACGCCGGAUCCCAGAGGGUGUUUUCUCACCCGCCGAAAUCCAAGGGUUCCUGCUCAAGCGCAAGAAGUUUCCGCGCCGAGCGUUGGAUGAAGUAUCAGACUGGGUCGAGGCGACGAUGCGACAGAAGGAGGCGAAUUCCAAAGUGUCAACUGUGCAGGAGGCAGAGAAGGCGCCUGCCUGGUGGGCAGGUACAUCCACGCAAGUCGACGUCCAUGCAGCGAAUCUAGCCUCAGCCCAGCAUCGCCGCCGCAUCUUGCCCUCUUCCCCAAGCGCCUUAUUCUCGCAAACUCCCGACGGCAAUGCGCCGCUAUUUCUCCCGGUAACCGCCAUGUCGUCACUACCAUCAGGCGCCUCCUCCGGCAAGGAGUCGGGCCUGCGCGUGCCCAGCAAUGGCAAGACCAUCUACCACCGCCCCAUCAAUCGCACCAAGACGUCGGAGCUCAGCCAGGCCAGCUUUGCCUUUCUAUUCUCCGAGAUGGUGGCAUAUGCGCAGAAGCGCGUCAAGGGCAUCCAGGAGCUGGAACACAGGCUCAACGUUCAGGGCCACUCUAUCGGCAUCAAACUUCUCGACCUCCUCCUCUACCGCGAACCUGUGCGCACGCAACUGCGACCCCAGCACAUUGUUGGUCUUCUCCACUUCAUUAAGCAGAACGUAUGGCAGCACCUCUUCGGCAGGCAAGCAGACAGGCUAGAAAAAUCAACGGACGCGGAGAAGCCCGAUGAAUACAUGAUUAUCGACAACGAGCCGCUGGUCAACCAAUACAUUAGCGUGCCCCGCGAGAUGAGCCAGCUGAACUGCGCGGCCUUUGUAGCUGGAGUUAUAGAAGGGGUAUGUGAUGGUGCAGACUUUCCUGCCAGGGUGACAGCGCAUACGGUUGGAGAGGGGGAAAUGUGGCCUGGAAAGACUGUGUUCCUGGUCAAAUUCAGAAGCGAAGUGGUGGAGAGAGAAGUUUUCUUGGCAAAGACUUGA
This is a messenger RNA of Trichoderma aggressivum f. europaeum, 2736 nucleotides long. RefSeq lists its product as uncharacterized. Bases 1 to 2736 code for a protein of 911 amino acids. Gene Ontology annotation, molecular function: ATP hydrolysis activity; ATP binding. Gene Ontology annotation, cellular component: TRAPPIII protein complex; TRAPPI protein complex; TRAPPII protein complex. The record is from RefSeq and is a predicted model, not a curated record. Gene Ontology annotation, biological process: endoplasmic reticulum to Golgi vesicle-mediated transport. NCBI's taxonomy places the organism in Eukaryota, Fungi, Ascomycota, Sordariomycetes, Hypocreales, Hypocreaceae. The transcript has 6 exons.